AUGGCGUGCCCGGCGACAAAUCUUUAUUUCUAUUUUCACACUCAGUUAGAGGCUAACAAGAACGGGGAGCACAACAUCGACCCAUACAAACUGCUAGAAGAUGAGCUAAAAAACAUCUACGUCGAUAUAAGGCAAGAAAUCAGCCGUGCAACCAAUCACCCAGAACUACGCAAAAUGGCCUCCUACUACCUAGAUGGACAGGGUAAAGCAUUCCGUCCGAUGGUAAUAAUACUGAUGGGAAAGGCACUAAACUGUCAUACCCAAAAUGCGAACAAAUGCACCGCAAAUGCUCAGCGACAGAUAGCGAUGGUUUCGGAGAUGAUACACACAGCAAGUCUGGUGCACGAUGACGUUAUCGACCAGUCCUAUGCUCGCCGCGGCAAACCGAGUGUCAAUGUGCUGUGGAACCACAAGCAGCUGGCCCAGGCCGGUGACUAUAUUCUUGCCGUGGCCUCAAUGCUGCUAGCGCGCCUCAAAAACGACGAAGUAACGCUUAUCAUCAGCCAAGUGUUAACCGAUUUGGUGCAAGGUGAGUUCAUGCAGCUUGACUCGACCGAAACGGAAAACGAUCGCUUCGCACAUUAUUACACCAAAACGUACAGGAAGACUGCAUCACUGAUUGCCAACAGUUUGAAGGCAGUGGGCGUAGUGUCCGGGGUUGACAAUAGUAUGGUACAGCUGAGCUAUCAGUAUGGACGCAAUAUUGGAAUCGCUUUCCAGCUCGUGGACGAUCUGUUGGAUUUUGUGUCCAGCUCGGAAGAGAUCGGUAAACCGGUGACGGUCGAUUUGAAGCUUGGUCUUGCGACUGCUCCGGUACUGUUCGCGAGUGAGGAAUUUCCAGAGCUGAACCCUAUGAUUCGCCGCCACUUCCGUGGUUCGGGAGAUGUUGAGCGAGCCUACGAGCUGGUACACCUGUCGCAGGGGCUUGAGCAGACGCGCUUUCUCGUCCGUCGACACUGCCACGAGGCUCAACGGCUUGCGUCGCAGCUGGGUGAAUCAAGCUAUCGGAAGGGUCUCAUCGUGGCUAGUGACUUGAUUCUGAACCGGAUGAAGUAG
This is a messenger RNA of Anopheles maculipalpis, 1056 nucleotides long. Its product is annotated as all trans-polyprenyl-diphosphate synthase PDSS1-like. NCBI's taxonomy places the organism in Eukaryota, Metazoa, Arthropoda, Insecta, Diptera, Culicidae. Gene Ontology annotation, cellular component: mitochondrion; transferase complex. Gene Ontology annotation, molecular function: prenyltransferase activity. The transcript has 2 exons. The record is from RefSeq and is a predicted model, not a curated record. Gene Ontology annotation, biological process: ubiquinone biosynthetic process; isoprenoid biosynthetic process. The coding region runs from base 1 to 1056 and encodes 351 amino acids.